AUGGCACCGCAAGCAACAACGAGCGCAACAUCGGUGGUAGCCAUCGGGGCGGUCAUGGUGCCGUGCAUUUCGACCACCACGAACACGGCCGCCCUCGGCAUCGAUCAUCUUUCCUGCGAGGAAAUCAUCUUCGAUGAGGUGGACAAUCGGUUCGCCGAACCGGAUCGGCACAUGAUCGCGGACGAUCGUAUCAUCCAGAACCUGAUGCGGCUAGAACCGUUGACCAUGCCAGACGGCAACUAUUUCGGUACGGUGCAGCUCAAUAUUACGCCGAACAUGCGCAAGAUCGUCACCACGUGGAUGCUGGAGGUUUGCGAAGAGCAAAAGUGCGAGGAGCAAACGUUUCCACUGGCCGUGAAUUUCUUCGACCGCUUCCUGUGCACCCUGCCGACCAAGCGCCACCACCUGCAGCUGCUCGGAUGUAGCACCCUGCUGCUCGCGUCAAAAAUUCGCCAAUGUCAGCCAUUAACGGUGGACGUGCUCAGUGCCUACACCGACCAUGCGGUCUCACAGGAGCAGAUAAGGAACUGGGAGCUGCUGUUGAUCACCAAGCUCACAUGGAAUAUCAAUGCGGUGACAGCAUACGACUACGUGGACCACAUUCUGGAACGCUCCAAAUGGGGCUCGGACGAUGCCCGGCUGCGCGAACAUGCGCACACACUUAUACAUGUCUGCAACACAGAUGUAAGGUUCAUGCUUGUGCAACCCUCGUUGCUGGCCGUAUCCUGUAUCGCGUCGGCCACACGCGGUCUGAACGUAUCGACCAAGCAGGCCGUCGGGUACGAUCUCUGCCGACUGACGAUGCACGGUCUGCAGGCGAUCGACGAGAUCGUGAAACAAAUUGAGGACGUGGUGGCGCGCGAAAUUGCGGACAAGCAGAUUCAGCAGCAACAGCUUGCCCAGCAGCAGGCACAGCUCGCUCUCGCCGGUAGCAGCUGCAAGGAGCAAUACCAGCAGGCCCCACAACGGUUGGCCAACAACGCCACCAACAGCAUGAUGAUGCCGCCCCAGCAACAGCAACCGGAAACACCCACGGACGUACAGUUCAUACACUUCUAA
Molecule: messenger RNA, 1059 nt
Organism: Anopheles marshallii
Lineage: Eukaryota; Metazoa; Arthropoda; Insecta; Diptera; Culicidae
Product: G1/S-specific cyclin-D2
Exons: 4
Coding region: 1-1059 (352 amino acids)
Biological process (GO): regulation of cyclin-dependent protein serine/threonine kinase activity; mitotic cell cycle phase transition; positive regulation of G1/S transition of mitotic cell cycle
Cellular component (GO): cyclin-dependent protein kinase holoenzyme complex; nucleus; cytoplasm
Molecular function (GO): cyclin-dependent protein serine/threonine kinase regulator activity
Source: RefSeq, a predicted model, not a curated record